AUGAGCUCAGGUGGCUGUGAACCACCUACUCAAGACUACGACUUCAGUGCUAUCCCAUACCCGUCGGAACUGCAGUCAGUUUCCUCUCGGGAGGUGGUAGUCAAGGUCAGCCUGGGUGUGGUGGUGAAUCUCGUGGCCCUCGUCGGAAACGCUCUCGUCAUCAUCAUCGUGGUGAGAUCAAAGCGCAUGCGCACCACGACUAACUACUACCUUGUGAACCUGGCCGUCUCCGACCUGCUGGUUGCGCUGAUGCCAAUCUGGGUGCACGUUGUCGCUAGCCUAAACGAGUUCUGGGUGUUCGGAUCCUUCCUCUGCAAGUUCAACCCCUUCAUGCAAAUCACAGCAAUGUGUGCGAGCAUGUUCACGCUGGUGGUGAUAGCCGGGGACCGGUUCUACGCUAUCAUGUUUCCGAUGCACUCUCGGGUCACCAAGAGGAAAGUCAGUUAUCUUCUCAUCCUGGUGUGGAUGGCCUCUAUUGCUAUAGCUACUCCACUCCUCUUCAUGUACUAUUAUAUUGAACGUCAGUGGGCAGAUGUAUUAGAGACAUACUGUGAUGAAAAAUGGCCAAUGAAAACGGAAGCUGAUGGUAGCUGUGAUGGAGGCUUGACCUCCAAGAAAGUGUACUGGAUUGUAGUGUGUGGUGUGUUAAACUGGACUCCGAUGUUGAUUAUGAUGCUUUCGUAUACAUUUAUUGUGAUAAAACUGCGGAAACAUAAGAUAGGACCGAAGUUAGGAGCGUCAUCCAAAUCAUCCGUUCAACAGCGAUCAACGAGAAAGGUUGUUAUCAUGCUGUUCUCCGUACUGCUGGUGUUCAUUGUGUGUGCUGUGCCUUUCCAGACGAUCAAAAUAUACUUUCUUUUCACACAAGGUCAGCAAGGUUACAAGCUCCCUGACUGGUUCAAUACGCUAGAUUUCGGUGCUGUCCUACUCAUGUAUAGUAACGCUGCUAUCAAUCCUAUCAUUUACGCCGGCUUCAACGAGAGUUUCCGAAAUGGCUUCAAAGAUCUCGUCAACUGUAUCAUGAAUAGACGAACGCCCACCGCCUCCGAGACGUUUGAGACCGAAUAUAAACAGAGAUCAACGGUGAGGACGAAGAACGUUCCCUUGGCAACGCUGACUAGAGUACCGUUUACUGUACAGGAGGGGAUAGAGCUGAAUGGACAAACACCAGGGAAGGAUUGUACCGCGAUUGAACCAACGGCUGGAACCAGUCAAAUGCCCUUUUCGUCAAGGCUUUAA
Molecule: messenger RNA, 1239 nt
Organism: Mya arenaria
Lineage: Eukaryota; Metazoa; Mollusca; Bivalvia; Myida; Myidae
Product: QRFP-like peptide receptor
Exons: 4
Coding region: 1-1239 (412 amino acids)
Biological process (GO): G protein-coupled receptor signaling pathway
Cellular component (GO): membrane
Molecular function (GO): neuropeptide Y receptor activity
Source: RefSeq, a predicted model, not a curated record